UCAAACCUGUGCAAAAAGACGUAUCCUUACAACAUCUACGGAAUGCUCAAACCAUGGAAUGUUGGCACCCGAUUACUACAGCUAACACACCUUUUUUUAACAAAAAAAAGACAGAUGGGACACACUGCACUAGACUAGCGGGUUUGUUGCAAUCGUCUCAAAUUGCACCGGAGCUCGCUUUUUGAAAUGAUUUGGAAUUCUCCAGUGAAAGCGUUUGCGCCAGCGACUAUACGUGACGUCAAAACCACUAUGGCGUUCGAGGUGCAAUCCACCAAACGAGCGGACCCGAACGAGCUGAAUGUUAUUUUUCAGAAGCAUGCCAGUGUUGUGGAUGCAGAUGGCGAGAAGUUGAUGACCCCAGGGGACUUUGUGCAGAAGUACCUGGGCCUGCACACACAGAUCCACCACAACCCCAAAACUGUCCAGCUCAUCGCCGGUGUAGCCGACACAACCAAGGACGGACUGAUCUCAUUCCAGGAGUUCUUGGCAUUUGAGUCAGCGCUGUGUGUUCCAGACGCUCUCUUUAUCGUAGUCUUCCAGUUGUUUAACAAGACCGGCACUGGAGACAUAUCCUUUGAGAAUGUGCGGGACAUCUUCAGCCAGACCACUGUGCACCACCACAUCCCCUUUAACUGGGACUGUGAGUUCAUCUGCCUGCACUUUGGACACGACCGCAAGAAAUGCCUCGGCUACCUCGAGUUCACCCAGUUUCUACAGGAGUUGCAGUUGGAGCAUGCGCGCCAGGCCUUUGCCCAGAAGGACAAGAACAAGAGCGGCACCAUCUCUGCCAUGGACUUCAGUGACAUCAUGGCCACAAUCCGACACCACAUGCUUACAGUGUUUGUGGAGGAAAACCUGGUUUCGGCUGCGGGGGGCAGCACCUCUCACAUGGUCAGCUUCUCCUACUUCAACGCCUUCAACGCUCUGCUCAACAACAUGGAGCUGAUCCGCAAGAUCUAUAGCACGCUGGCCGGGACCCGCAAGGACACACAGGUCACUCAAGAGGAGUUUGCCCAUGCUGCAAACAAGUUUGGCCAGGUCUCUCCCAUGGAGAUUGACAUCCUGUACCAGCUUUCAGGCCUACACUCCCACUCUGGGCGCCUGAACUUUGCUGACAUUGAGAGGAUAGCCCCGCUGGAGGAGGGAGCGCUGCCCUAUCACCUGGCCGAGUUACAGAAACGGCAGAGCCAGGGUGAUGGUUCUAGGUCCGUACUGCUGCAGGCCGCAGAGUCGGCCUACCGGUUCAGCUUGGGCUCCAUUGCUGGAGCUAUGGGAGCUACGGCAGUGUAUCCGAUAGACUUGGUGAAGACCAGGAUGCAGAACCAGAGGAGUACAGGCUCGUUCUUAGGAGAACUGAUGUACAAGAACAGUUUUGACUGUGCCAAGAAGGUGCUGCGCUAUGAAGGCUUCUUUGGAUUCUACAGAGGUCUUCUUCCCCAGCUCAUAGGCGUGGCUCCAGAGAAGGCAAUCAAACUGACGAUGAAUGACUUUGUGAGAGAUAAGUUCACUGGUAAAGACGACACCAUUCCCUUCGCUGCUGAGGUGCUGGCCGGAGCCUGUGCAGGGGGUUCCCAAGUGGUCUUUACGAACCCGCUGGAGAUUGUCAAGAUCAGACUGCAGGUGGCAGGAGAGAUCACGACAGGACCCAGAAUUGGCGCCCUCAGUGUCAUCCGAGACCUUGGCUUGUUCGGCCUCUACAAGGGUGCUAAAGCAUGUUUAUUGCGAGACAUCCCGUUCUCAGCCAUCUUCUUUCCAGUGUAUGCCCACACCAAGGCUCAGUUUGCCGACGAGCAGGGUAGACUAGGCCCGUUACAGCUGCUAGCUUCUGGAGCCAUCGGAGGUAUCCCUGCUGCCUCCCUGGUGACACCUGCUGAUGUCAUCAAGACACGCCUGCAGGUAGCGGCGAGGGCGGGACAUACCACCUACACUGGAGUCAUGGACUGUUUCAGGAAAAUCACGCAGGAGGAGGGAUUCGGAGCACUGUGGAAGGGAGCUGGAGCUCGUAUAUGUCGAUCCUCUCCUCAGUUUGGAGUAACUCUGGUGACCUAUGAGCUUCUACAGCGGUGGUUAUAUGUGGACUUCGGAGGACAUCGUCCGGCGGGGUCUGAGCCCACUCCUAAAUCUCGUGUCUCUGAGCUUCCUCCGGUCAGUGCUGACCACGUGGGAGGCUACCGUCUGGCCGUGGCCACCUUCGCUGGCGUGGAGAACAAGUUUGGCCUGCCCAAGUUGAAGUCCUCUGGAGUGCUCGCCAUUCACCCUGACCCCUCUUCUGCCCCCCCCCCUCAAGAGGGGGCUGCCGCCCCCCUAAAGACUAGCCUCUAACUGCCUGCCACCACCACUCCACUAAGGGCUAUGCACUUAGACAGACAUGCAUACUGAUCAACACACACAUUUUGAGGGGCCAUGUACACCGAUAUGCACACACGUACAGUCCUAGGGGCCAUGUGCACAGCUAUAAACACCAACACCCCAGGGUCUAGUCUACUCUAGUGCUCUAACCCUGGUUCUGGAGACAUGACUGUAGGUCCAUUGUUGAAGCAGGCAUUAACCUGAACACUACUGUUGGAUCUCCAGUGGCUCUCCUUUUCUUUCCAUUCUGCUUUUCAUAUGAAAUCAGUGGUUUGAAAGGAGCAUUCUCUUUCUCUCUUAUGAAUAACUGAUUAUAUUUUUUUUUGGGGGGGGGGCUACUAUGAUUGGACAGUGUGUGGGAGAUAUUUGAUUGGACGGCAUGUGGAAGGCUUUACUCUGAGUGGGCCUUGCACAGGAAGUUGCUGUACAGAGAUGUGACACAGCUGGAAAGGAACAUUACUGAUGUUAGAGCAAUAUUAAUGUAACAUUGGAGAACAAUUAUGGUAAUGUUAGCGCAGCGUUUCGGUUACAGAAAUGUUGCGGUAAUGUUAAAAAGCAACAUAACUCCAACAUGAGUCAUGUUAGAUUGACGUUGGGCCUCUUGAGAAUCACUCUUACUGAUCUACAGACCUUUUCAAACUGUUUGAGAAUCAUCGGCAAAGGAUUAGGUAACUUAAAUUCAUUUGUAUUUUAUUGAAAUAAACAAUUGAUUUAAUUUCACACCUGAAAAUAUUUUAUAUCGAGGAGAAUGAACAGCAAAAAUGGCCAAGCAAAAGCUAACCAAUAGUUUUGGUGGAAAACUAGAUAAAAAGUAAUUAGAUGCACAACAUAUCUAUACAGAGUUUGGUAAACUCCAACAAAGAAUUAUAAUGGACAAUGUUGUGACAAAAGUCUUGUUGGAAUACUAACUAGAAUUUGGUACCCAACGUGGAGGAUAGUUUCAGAAGGCACUGUACAUGGAGUUUGGCAAAGUGUUCAUACCCCUUAUGUUAUAGCCUUAUUCUAAAAUUGUUAAAUAGUCACCCCACCCCCCUCAAUCUACACACAAUACCUCCAUGACAAAGCAAAAAUGAAUUUGAAUACAUUUUUGCUAAUUUAUUAAUGAAAAUAUGACAUUUACAUAAGUAUUCAGACCCUUUGUAGAAGCACCUUUGGCAGUGAUUACAGCAUCAAGUCUUUGGUAUCACGCUACAAGUUUGGCACAUCUGUAUUCGGAGUCUAUUCCAUUUUUCUCUGCAGAUCCUCUCAAGCUCUGUCAGGUUGGAUGGGGAGCACAGCUAUUUUCAGGUCUCUCCAUAGAUGCUCUGGCUGGGCCACUCAAGGACAUUCAGAGACUUGUUCCGAAGCCACUUCUACAUUGUCUUGGCUGUGUGCUUAGGGUUGUUGUCCUGUUGGUUGGUGAACCUUCGCCCCUGUCUGAGGUCCCUGAGUGCUCUGGAGCAGGUUUUCGUUAAGGAUCUCUCUGUACUUUGCUCAGUUCAUCUUUCCCUUGAUCUUCCUGUCACUGAAAAACAUCCCAACAGGAUGAUGCUGCCACCCACAUGCUUCACCGUAGGGAUGAUGCCAAGUUUCCUCCAGACAUUCCUCCAGUGCUUGGCAUUCAGGCAAAAGAGUUCAAUCUUGGUUUUAUCAGACCAGAGAAUCUGCUCCCCCCAAUUGCUCAGUUUGGCCGGGUGGCCAGCUCUAGGAAGAGUCUUGGUGGUUCCAAACAUCCAUUUAAGAAUGACGGAGGCCACUGUGUUUUUGGGGACCUUCAAUGCUGCAGACAUUUUUUUUGGUACUCUUUCCCCAGAUCUGUACCUCGAUUACAAUCCUGUCUCGGCGCUCUACGGACAAUUCCUUCGAGCUCCAUGGCUUGGUCAACCGUGGGACGUUUAUAUAGACAGGCGUGUGCCUUUCCAAAUCAUUUUCCAAUCAAUUGAAUUUACCACAGGUGGACUUCAAGUUGUAGAAGCAUCUCAAGGAUGAUAAAUGGAAACAGGAUGCACCUGAGCUCAAUUUCGAGUCUCAUAGGAAAGGGUCUGAAUACUAAUGUAAUUUAAGGUAUUUCUGUUUUAUUUUUGCAACAAUAUCUAAACCUGUUUUUGCUUGUCGCUUGCUGAGGAUAUGCAUUUAUUUAAUGUUUUAAAAUAAUGCUGUAACAAAAUGUAGAUAAAGUCAAGGGGUCUGAAUACUUUCCGGAGGCACUGUACUGUAUCUAUGGCUCUGCUUGGGUCCACAUCUUCGUAUGAGGGAAGACUUCAUUAUUCAUGCUUUCAGGAAGGAGACCGAAACUGUUUUCCUAUUAAGAGAUCUACAGGUACAUUACAUUUUCAAAGAAAAAGUAAAACUUUGGUUCAUAACUUGCCAUGAAGAAUAUUUUUAGUUAAUUUAAAAAGCCUUUUUUUUUUGUCUUGGAUAUUAGUAACGCUAUCUGCAGAAAUAUGUAAUAUGUGCAACCGAAUGUGAUAAAAUUGUUGCUAUUAAAAGCAUGGAUAAAUAAAAUUGUUGCUAAAAUCUGA
Oncorhynchus kisutch (coho salmon) is the source of this 4850-nucleotide messenger RNA. Its product is annotated as calcium-binding mitochondrial carrier protein Aralar1-like. Gene Ontology annotation, molecular function: calcium ion binding; L-aspartate transmembrane transporter activity; L-glutamate transmembrane transporter activity. The transcript is spliced from 18 exons. The coding region runs from base 187 to 2322 and encodes 711 amino acids. NCBI's taxonomy places the organism in Eukaryota, Metazoa, Chordata, Actinopteri, Salmoniformes, Salmonidae. The record is from RefSeq and is a predicted model, not a curated record. Gene Ontology annotation, biological process: aspartate transmembrane transport; L-glutamate transmembrane transport; malate-aspartate shuttle.